Cyanistes caeruleus (blue tit) is the source of this 3833-nucleotide messenger RNA. The record is from RefSeq and is a predicted model, not a curated record. Lineage: Eukaryota; Metazoa; Chordata; Aves; Passeriformes; Paridae.
UUGUAAGGAAAGCUGCCACGCCGCGGGGCCGGACACGCUGUCCCGGCCACCCCGAGGACAGUCCCCCCGGCAGAGCACACGCCGGCACCCUGAGCUCCCCCAGCUUCGGGCAGGGACCCCCGGGCCCGAGACCUGCCGUCCCUCGGCUUGGUGGCCAACUCGCCAAGUCCCGGCACCUUGUUGAGCCCUCAGCUCCUCGCCGUGUCCCCAGCGAGCCCAAGCCUGGUCCCUCUGUCGUGGCUGAGGCCGGAGCUCUCAUCACACCUCCGGCCGGCAGGAGCGGCACCCGGAGCCACUGCCCGGCUCCUUCGGAUGCAGUUAAGCACAGACACCUUCUGCUGCCGGUAGAGGCUUUCGAGGGAGAGAAAUACCCUUUUCCCACACAAAAGACUUGGUCCCAAGAGGAAAAGGGAGCCCGGGGAGCACUCACCAAUCCAUCAGCCGGCACCCAGUGGCUCUGAGCCCGAGUAGGUGGCGGAGGCUGAAGUCAGCGUUGUCAUGGUGAUCACAGCCAUUUGGGAUAGGGCUCAGUGCCCGGGACCACAGGAUGGGUCCCUGGGCCGGCCCCGAGGGACUGCGGGGGGAGCCACAGCCGAGGCUGGGGGGCGAAGGCUGCUCCGGGGCCAUGCGGGGCUGCUGAACCCUUGGGAAUAUUGCCCGUUAAUACAGGCAGGGUAUUUUUAAACCUUCCCAAAAUAGUCUGGGAUUGUGGAAGUCCCUGCAAGCCCCAGGGAUGGGGAGGAUGAGGAUCACAGGGAUAAUUCCCCUAUGGGAAGCAGAGCCCCUCUGAGGACCCUUUACCCCAGACCCCCUUUGAUCAUAGGUCUAGGGUGCUUAAAAGAAUGGUAUUUUAAGCUGAGUGUCCAUGAGGAUCAAUGACAGUGAUGCAAGUGCAAAACUCUCCCAUUCUCCCCUAAACUCAGAUUUCUGGGGGAACCUGCUUCAGCCAUGACAUUGAGGCAACAGCUUUGCCAUCAUGCACUGCCUGGAAAGUUCCCAGCUGCUGGGAUGAGUGGGUUAAGGAGGGAGCAAAAAAUAGACCUUCAACAGGAUGAGCUGCUCAGGUUAAAUUAUUCAUCAAAACAAAACAUCAGAUGCAAAUUAAUUAUGGGUAGUGAUGGAGAGAUCCAGGAAGGAGCCCCCAAGUGAGCCCUGUUGACAGCCUUCCUUGGCACCCCACAGCGGAGCUGAAAUGGGAUUUCUAGCCAGAAGAAGCUGUGAUUAGCACACAAACAAGUGAUGUGCCACAAACAACACUUUUCCUCACUGUCAACCUCUGUCACUUCAUGGGUUUAUCUCUUCCCACAGCCAAGUAUUUUGGGGACCUGGGCAAGCCCUGGGGCCAGAGGGGAGGUUUUUAGGUGAGAAAAGGUUGCUGCACUUCCUUUUUCUCACCAUGAGAUCCCCAGGUGAAGCACAGGCUGGCUUAUGGCUCCUUGCAGCUGGGAUGGAUGUUGCAGAUGCUGCUGACAUGGGGAGGAUCGCAGUGAAAGGUCUCUCCCUGCCCAUGGCCACACUUGAGGAACAGCCCAGCCCCCUUCCCAUGGCCAAGCUGGGUGGCAAUGAGAUUUGCUGAUGUUGUUUACCUCCUUUGCCUGUAAACUCCACAUUUUAAAGGAAAAAAAAUAGCGUGGCCAUAUGCUCUUCCCAGCCAUGCAAAUGUGUUGCCCUCCCCAGGCUGGUAAAUGUUUCUUAGGGCAUUACAAGGAGGACGCCUGAGAGUGGAGACAGCAAAACCUAGUUUCUCCUGAGUGUCUGGGCAUAGCCCAUGGGAUGAUCCAGGCACCUCUGCCGUGUCCAGUGCUGGCUGGUGACGCUGGAACCCUGCCUGAGUUUGGGUGGGCAGCUGAGCCUGGCGGAUGCCUUUGAAGGGCCCCGAUCACGAGCUCAGCUAUCUUUAGCCCAAGGUAUUUAUAUUACAAGGCCACUGGGCAGUGCAGCAAAGGCAUCAAAGGGUAGAGAAGGCCAGUGGGGGCUGUGCUGGGGCACAGAGGGGCAUCGGGUGCUCCCCCACCCCUGAGAGCUGCUGAGGCCCUGGGUGAGGAUGACCCCAGAGGAGGAAGGUUCCCAGGCAGGGCCCCCGGAGCGGGUGCGUAUCCGGGUGGAGGAGCAGUCAUUCUCAGUGGAGAAGACCUUGCUGGUGGAGAGCAGUGAGUACUUCCGUGCCCUCUUCCGCUCGGGCAUGAGGGAGAGCACACAGGAGGAGAUCGGGCUGGGGGAGCUGAGUGCAGCUGGGUUCCUUGCCAUGCUGCGGGUGCUGGCAGGCGAGAGGCCCAUCCUUGGCAGCGAGGAGACCUUCCAGGCAGUGGAAUGUGCUGCCUUCCUGCAGGUGAAGUCCUUAGCCAAGUACUUGAUCCACUCCAUCAACUCUGACAACUGCAUCCUGCUGUACCAAGCUGCUGCCAUAUUUGGCCUCCUGGAUCUCUUCCACUGCGCUGCACUCUACAUCAGGGACAGCUAUGCUGAGCUGGAGGAGUACCUGGACUGCCUCUCUGAUGACCUACUGGCCUAUGUGGAAGCUCUCCUACCCAGCACCUUUGUGGCAGUGGGAGCCCACACACCCACCUUUGAGUUCUUGGAGGACCUCUCCAGGACCAUCUGCUACCUGGACGAGGAGACCAACACAUGGAGGACCCUCUCCUGCCUUCCGCUGAGUGCCAGCACAUUCCUAGCCGGCAUGGCAACCAUGGAUAAUAAGAUCUACAUCGUGGGUGGUGUCUACGGAGCCAACAAGCAGGUGGUAGAGAGCAGUUUCUGCUACGAUGCUGAUGCCAACGCCUGGAGUGAGUUCCCCAGCCCUCACCAGCUGCGCUAUGAUGUCAGGCUGGUGGGCCACGAGGGCUACCUCUACGCCAUCGGCGGUGAGUACGAGAAGAUCUCGCUCAAGUCCGUGGAGAGGUAUGACCUGGCCUCCAGCACCUGGACAUUCGUCUCUGACCUGCCGCAACCAAGCACGGCAGCACCCUGUGCCCAAGCCUUGGGGCAGAUCUUCGUUUGCUUGUGGCAGCCACUGGACACCACUGUCAUCUACGAGUACGAGACCCAGCAAGACGCGUGGCUUCCCAUCACAGAGCUCAAGCGGCACCAGAGCUAUGGGCACUGCAUGGUGGCCCACCGUGACAACCUCUACGUCAUGUGCAAUGGCCCCUACGACGACUUCUUGCGUUGUGUCAUCGACUGCUUCAACCUGACAUCUCGGCAGUGGAGCGCCCUGCCCGGGCAGUUCAUGAACAGCAAGGGAGCUCUCUUCACCGCUGUUGUCAGGGGUGACACCAUCUACACCGUCAACAAGAUGCUGACGCUCCUCUACUCUGUGGAAGAGGAGACCUGGAAGCAGAAGAAGGAGCGGGCAGGUUUCCCACGCAGUGGCUCCCUGCAGACCUUCCUCCUGCGGCUGCCAAGACGUGACCAUGACAUCGCGACGUAGCUGGUCCCCCAUCCCAUGUCAGGGUGCUCUCCUUGCACAUGGCCUUAGCUCUGCAUUCACUGCUCCCCUGGGCUCCUCUCUUCCUCCACAGAGCUGUGCUCAGGUCCAGGGAUGCAUCAUGUUGGACCUUUGAAGUGACAGUAGACCCUGCCAGAGGGAAAGGGCAGCUGCUGUCUGCCUCUUCCUGCCCUGCAUGGGCACAAAGUCCUGUCAGCCAUGAGCUCACAAGCCAGAUGUGUGCAGGACAUUGUGGCUUCUGCAGAGGACAGAUACCACAGAGAAGCAAACACGGGAUUUAUUUAUUCUGACUGCACUAUGAGGGUGUGCAGCAUUCCACCUCCUCUCUUCCUUGAUGGGAAAUUGUUCAUUACAUGCCAGAAUUAAAAGGAAAGCUAUAGAAAAGCUA